AUGCCAGCAACAAGCACGCCCGACCAGCUCCAACCCCCACCCCGAGACACGAUUUUCCACCUCUCUCUCGACCCCCAACCUCCCAGUCCAGCCGCACCAACUCUCAUCCUCCUCCAUGGCCUCACAUCCUCCCAUCUCGAAUGGUCCCUCGUCAUCCCACACCUCCAACCUCACUACCACCUUCUCCUCGUCGACCUCCCAGCCCACUCCCGCUCCUCCUCCCUCCCACCCCCAUACAUCAUCCCCUCCAUGGCCGACCAAGUAGCAUCAAUCAUCCAGUCCCACGCACGGAACAGCCAAGCCCACGUGGUUGGCAUGUCCAUGGGCGGUUUCGUCACCCUCAAUCUCGCCCGCCGGUACCCCUCUCUCUGUCUCUCGGCGUUUGUCUCUGGCGCCACACCUUUUGAGGGUAUCACGAGGUGGUUGGCAAGGAACAAUUGGGUAUUAUACUAUGGGUUCUGGCUGUCAAAUCUGAUCAUCACAGAUGGGAUGUAUGACUGGAUGUGCCGGGUGAUGGACAUGAAGGAGCAUCGUGAGCUGCGGCGGGAGAUUGUGAGGAAUGUCAAGUGGCAGGUGAUCAGGGAUGUGUAUGGGAGCAUUGUGGAGGAGUUCACCGUGGAGGGGAUGGCAGAGGUGGGCCAGGUGAGGUGUUUGAGUGUUGCUGGGGGAAAGCAAGAUCAGGUUGAGGUGACGAGGAGGGUUGGUCAGGUUUGGAAGGAAAGGGGUUUGACUGGGCGGCUGGGUAGCCGGGCAUUUGUGGUCAGAGGGGCGGUGCAUGCUUGGGAUUUGCAGUUUCCUGACGUUUUUGCUGGUGGUAUUAGGAGCUGGGUUGAGAGGGACGAUUUGCCGGUUCAGUUUGAAGUUUUGGAAUGA
Podospora anserina S mat+ is the source of this 873-nucleotide messenger RNA. RefSeq lists its product as uncharacterized. The record is from RefSeq and is a predicted model, not a curated record. The transcript has a single exon. Lineage: Eukaryota; Fungi; Ascomycota; Sordariomycetes; Sordariales; Podosporaceae. The coding region runs from base 1 to 873 and encodes 290 amino acids.